Messenger RNA from Lethenteron reissneri (Far Eastern brook lamprey), 2377 nucleotides. RefSeq names its product zinc finger protein 239-like. NCBI's taxonomy places the organism in Eukaryota, Metazoa, Chordata, Hyperoartia, Petromyzontiformes, Petromyzontidae. The record is from RefSeq and is a predicted model, not a curated record. Gene Ontology annotation, cellular component: nucleoplasm. Gene Ontology annotation, molecular function: RNA polymerase II cis-regulatory region sequence-specific DNA binding; DNA-binding transcription repressor activity, RNA polymerase II-specific. Gene Ontology annotation, biological process: regulation of cytokine production; negative regulation of transcription by RNA polymerase II; regulation of immune system process.
ACCAGGAAGUGACGUCGGGGAGUCGACUUCGUGGGUCUCUGAGCGGAGGUGUGUGACGUCAUUUAUGGACAGCCCCUUAUGUUUGCUGAUGAUCUGGUGAUUGCUGCUCAGAGGUGGAGUUGGAGGCGCUGCUGCUGAUCCUGGAGUGUGUCACAAAGAGGUUGAAUGACAUGAAGCAGAGACUCAAGACAGCCCAGUGGUAGAAGGAAUCAAUGCGAGCAGUGUCCAUACGACAUGAGCCACACUGGACACAUUAAUUUCAACCACAAAUUACACAUGGCCAAGAAGACCUUCAAGUGUACUAUAUGCGAGAAGGUAUUUCGACGUUUACCACUACUUAGAACUCACCAGAGACAACACACAGGAGAGAAGCCCUUUAAGUGCACUGUCUGUGGUAAAGCGUUUCCACGGUCAGGAUCUCUUAACGCUCACCAGAAAACACACACAGGCGAAAAACCCUUCAAAUGCACUGUGUGUGGAAAGGCAUUUGCAGGUUCAGGAAAUUUUUUGCAACAUCAGAGAACACACACAAGCGAUAAGCCCUUCAAGUGCACUUUGUGUGAGAAGACAUUUAGACAGUCAUCCCAUCUCCAAAUUCACCAGAUAACACACACUGGUGCCAAACCCUUCAAGUGCACUGUUUGUGGUAAAUCGUUUACACGGUCAGGAUCUCUUAACAUUCACCAGAGAACACACACAGGUGAGAAGCCCUUCAAGUGCACUGUUUGUGGUAAAGCGUUUACACGGUCAGGAUAUCUUAACAUUCACGAGAGAACACACACAGGCGAGAAACCCUUCAAGUGCACUGUGUGUGGUAAAGCAUUUACUAAGUCAAGAUAUCUUAAGAAUCAUCACCAGAGAAAACACACAGAGAAGAAGCCCUUCAAGUGCACUGUGUGUGGGAAGUUAUUCACACGGUUAGAUGACCGAAAUAGGCAUGAGAAGAUCCAUGUGGAGAAGGAGGUGGAAUCGAGCCCAUCUCGCAUGCAACAAGACCCAAACGACAACCCGAGUUUAGCAACGUGGCCAGCAGUGAAGGUUGAAUGGGAAGAAGUGAAGGGGGAAUGUGAAAAGGUGAAGAAGGAAUGUAAAGAAGUGAAGGGUGAAUGUGAAGAGGUGAAGGUGGAAUGUGACAAGGUGAAGAUGGAAUGUGAAGAUGAAGACUCAACUCCAGGCCCCGACCUCCAGGUGAAUGGAGGCAGCGUCAAGCAGGAGGAGCAUUCGGACUCUGAGGGAGGGCGAGGCGACCCCCAGAAGGUUGUGGAUGUGGAGGUGUGGGUGGAGUUUUUGGCGGAGGGAUCGUGCAGUCGUUAGUGUGCUGUCUUACGAGCGCGGGAACCCGAGUUUGAUUCCCGUUCACGGUCGACAUUGGUGACAAUUAUCUGAAUUGGUCCUGGGCCUCCCCUAGGUCAGCUCAGCCUCAAUUGAGUACCUGGUGUGGUACCUAAACACCACUGGGAAGACAAAGGUGGACGGGCAUGGUGCUGGCCACCCACCCCCUCGUGUACCGUGCCGGCCUUUAUCGGUGCUCGCUGCCACACUUGUCUUAAAAGUCUGUUCAGGCUCUCAAGGGGCAAAUUUAGCUUCGAAGUUUUUGGACAAAUCAGAUUAAGAGGGCCCAGCACGUUUGAAGUGGGGGUCUGGAAAGAUCUGAAAGAAUUCCCAAUGAGGUCACCUUAUUUACAGGCAUCUCUCAUCUUAAACAACUACGCUGGUUUGGUCUUCUGCGUGCGUGGCCGUACGUAUAUUUAUUUAUUUACUGGCCCGCCCAGACAGCUCACUCUGAUUCAAUAAAAAUUAAACAGCCAGAAGAGAGCGAAAGCAUAGGUCUGGCAAGGUCUGCGCCGCAGUGGUGCAGUGCACUGUGGGCGCAGACCCUGCGCUGUGUGAGUGUGGUGUGUAUGCAAGUGUGCGAAUGGUAGUUACGGUAAUAUUACGUAUAUUUACGUAAAAAAUGGGUGCUGCUUGCUGCGAUUAGUGGAGUCCCCAAACAACUUUACCUUACGAGUAGGCAAAAGUCGCUAUACAGUGAGUCUUAGCGGACUGAGCUGGCAGCUUCACCUGCCGGGACCACGGCCAGUUGCGUAGCGCCCCCUACAGUUUCGCCCAUGGGUCAAUACCCCCAUGGGGCAACCCAGCUGACUGUUUGAUGGGUACAAUGGGUACUUUUUGUUUAUCCGGCUUAUUACCAUUAUUAUGUAUUGACGUUGAUCACGUCUCCAUGGACGGCUUGCUGUCUACUUCGGUUGUGGAAUUGAGAUGUUGUGCAUGCUGCUGCUGGUAAGGGCAUGUGUUGCAUAAUAUGCAGCAUGUGUCUGCGUAUCAUGUUUGCCACGGAUGCAGUUGGCGUUACUGUACAUUUAUGAUGUUUUGGAGU